This is a messenger RNA of Spodoptera litura, 1120 nucleotides long. The record is from RefSeq and is a predicted model, not a curated record. NCBI's taxonomy places the organism in Eukaryota, Metazoa, Arthropoda, Insecta, Lepidoptera, Noctuidae.
AAAAUCAUGUUUUAUGAAGCAUUUUUAGCCGGCAUAUGGGCUUCAGUCGGUAGUACUUUCGGAAAAUUAUCAGGAACCGCCAGUAUUGUAUGGAGUGGUGCAAAAAUUGCCGAGAAUGGGUUUACUGCUAUCGAAGAUCUGGAGCUUGUUCGGUAAUGAGGAGCACAAACUACUCCUAGUGGGUUUGGAUAACGCCGGCAAAACGACGAUCCUAUACCAAUUGUUAUUAGGUGAGACUGUUCAUACCAGACCAACCAUUGGCUCGAAUGUAGAAGAGUUUGUGUGGAAGAAUCUACGAUUUGUCAUGUGGGACCUGGGUGGUCAACAAAGUCUCAGAUCAGCGUGGAACACUUAUUUUACGAACAGUGAAUUCGUGAUAAUGGUUGUGGACUCGACGGAUCGCCAGCGAUUGAGUUUGUGUCGUGAUGAGCUCCAUCAGAUGCUGAAACACGAGGAGCUUACCAAGGCUUGUCUACUAGUUUAUGCAAAUAAACAGGACGUGAAGGGAUCGAUGACCGCAGCAGAGAUAUCUGAGCAAUUGGAAUUGACUUCGAUUAAACAACACCCGUGGCACAUACAGGCGUGUUGCGGACUUACUGGGGAAGGACUACAUUUAGGCUUAGAAUGGAUUGCUAGUAGAAUUAAGAAAAAAUGACACGGUACCGCAUUAACGCUCCAAAUGUAAUUUAUUAAUUUUAUAGGUGGAUACUGUUGUUAAGGAUUAUUCGCGCAGGUGAGAUUCUUCCAUGAAAUAGUGCUUCCCUGGAUUUAAUGAAAGUACUAAUGAAGAACAAGCUUAAGAUUUUUUGAGACUCGACCAGCGCAGCUUAUAUCGUAUUCGCAGUUCUCUUAGUAUUUUUUUUAUUCCUUUUUAAGGAAUUUGUGCCUAACUACGAUGACAAUAAAAAUCGUAAUCGAAAUUCGGUGCCGAAUUUACAGGAACUUAAAAGGUAAUCUCAUCUGCGAAUAGCCCUUUUUAUCCCUUAUAAUUUGAAGUAAUAAUUCAUUACGUUUGCGGAAAUAUUGCUAAAUAAAGUAUAUUAUAUAAAUGUAUCAGAUUCUACGUCCGUUGUUUUGCAUUUAUUGCCUAUUGUAAUAAACGUUUUUAAGAGUACCUAUA